This is a messenger RNA of Ilex paraguariensis (yerba mate), 2037 nucleotides long. Lineage: Eukaryota; Viridiplantae; Streptophyta; Magnoliopsida; Aquifoliales; Aquifoliaceae. The record is from the annotation of a GenBank genome assembly.
AUACCGGGAAACAGGCAAAGAAAGAAGAAAAACACCUUCGUUUAGAUUCACUGAAGAGAGAGGAUAAGCCUCCUGGGUUCAAAUAGAAAAUGGUUGAUCGGGAGAGGGAGUGGAAUUUUCAUCUCAGAUCGUUAUCUUCUAGUGCCAGAGACUCCAAUUUCGCCAACGAUCCUGCCUCCGAUCCUUCUCUCCUCAAUUCCGUGAAGAAGCUUCAUGAAUUUUGUAAAAGCGACAAGUCUGAGGAUUUGAUAGCUAGGGUUUAUCCUCAGCUUAAUAGAAUUUUUCAACGCUCCGUGUCUGCGAUUUCUCAGUCUCGUACCUCAAAUGGCAUUCUUUUACUGGCCAUUCUUCAAUUCUUUCUUGAUUUUGGAGAUGUAGUUCUACAUGAUGCCGAUCCUAAUUUAAGGACAUUUUUUCGUUCAUGCUUGAGCCGGGAGUUUGCUGACCCUGUUGUUGCAGAAGCAACUGUUGAUUUUCUGAACACCUACAAAAAAAAGCUUUUAACUUCUUUUCCUACCUUACUCCCUCAGUUUUUCCCAUUACUGCUGAAGCUGAUUGCAUGGAAUGGAGAGAAAUUGGAAAAAUCAUUUCUAAGGGUAUUUCCAGGAUUGAUAUCCCCUGGGUCAUUUCUUCCACUAUUUCCGUCACUAGUUGACAUACCAAUAUUGGUUGUGGCAUUGGAAAAAGUAGAACGGAGCUCGGGACCACUGAUUGGCAACAGCAUAGCUUCAAUUCAGAAGAGUACGGCUCCUGAGAUGCUACUUGCACUUAUGGAUGAAGCAUAUACUGGAUCAACCAUUGGGGAUGAGGGGGCAGACUCUGAAUCUGAGGACAAAAAUACUAUAGCUGUAGCUGAUCCACUAUUUCUUGAGCUUCUUAAGGAUGAGAAUGACGGCCUUGCUGAGCGGCAUUGGACUUCUCCUGGGAUGGCUGCAGCGUUGCAGGCCGCAAUUAAUACACCUCAGUCUGAUAGAUUGAAACAAGCACUGAAAAUGACACCUCGGCUAGUUGAUACAUAUUUUUCUGUAGCAGUUCGUGACAUGAAUAAUUCAUUAAUAUGUGCAUUGAUUCCUCUGCUUAUGACAAGACAUUCUACGUUAUUUCCCGACAAAAUUUUCUCUUAUGAGGUUCAAAGGAGGCUCUUAGAAUUCAUGCUUGCUGCCUUUCAUCGAUCUCCCAAUUUCAUUGCACUUCUGAAGAAGCCUAUAGUGGACAGACUUGGAGAAGCUUAUGACAGCCCUGCAAAGACCGAGUUGGCAUUACAAUUAUGUUGGGCCAUUGGGGAGCAUGGAGGGGGUGGUGGAUCUCAUAAAGAUGCAGCUCGUGAACUUUUUGAGAGUUUGGAACUACUUUUAUAUGAAAACCUUUCAUCAAGUCGUUUGGGUCUAAGAGAUUCAGCUCUUGGCUCUGUUAGUUCAACCUUCAGAAAAUCAUCACAGUCCAGACUGUUAUGUUUUGUUGUGACCGCAAUCGCAAAGCUUGCCACUUACCAUCGUGAACUACAACCAAGGGCACGAGUAUCUUUGGCAAAGGUGGCCCGUUCUCGUAUCUCAGAUGUGAGGGUCUGGAGACGUGCACGUGAUUAUUUGGGCUUAAUGAAUGAGCCUGCAAUAUGUUCGUCUGUCUUAGGUCCUUCAAGACCUUCAAGUGAAUACAUGCCUCCAGGCAGUGUCAGGUGGAUCGAGGGCGGCUCAAAAAUGAUUGCACAUGUUCCAUUUUACAUUCUAAGUGAACAAGAAGGUCCUCCAUUUCAUGAUUUUUCAUUUUCGGAUAUCCUUCCUGGAAAAUGAGGCUUUCUAUUCCAAGGGAAGAUUCGCUGGACAAUGUUGUUCAGUUGGGGUUUUUUUUUUUUGAAAAUUUGAUUUGUAGUUCAAUGUGAACUAAACAACAUAUUUAUUAGAUUUAGCAAGAGGUGGAAAAAAUGAACUCAUUAGAAAGAAGAGUUGCCAUGAAAAAAUAUAUGACAAAAUAAUUUUGUAAUGGUGUUAAUUUAAGUUCAUAAGGAUUUUCAGAUUGUAUUAAUGUGAUAUAAUUUUU